This is a messenger RNA of Prunus dulcis (almond), 1530 nucleotides long. Its product is annotated as protein FAR-RED ELONGATED HYPOCOTYL 3-like. The record is from RefSeq and is a predicted model, not a curated record. Gene Ontology annotation, biological process: regulation of DNA-templated transcription. The transcript has 6 exons. NCBI's taxonomy places the organism in Eukaryota, Viridiplantae, Streptophyta, Magnoliopsida, Rosales, Rosaceae. The coding region runs from base 1 to 1530 and encodes 509 amino acids.
AUGGCUAAAGCGUUGCUUUCAGAGUGGCCAGAAACAUGUCACCGUUUGUGCAUUUGGCACAUAUACCAAAACGCAGCCAAGCAUCUUAGCAAUGCUUUUGAGAAGUUCAAAAAUUUUAUCAAAGACUUUGGUAGAUGCAUAUAUGAUUAUGAAGAUAAAGAUGAUUUUAUAAACGCUUGGAAUAACAUGCUUGAAAAAUAUAAUCUCAAGGAUAAUGAUUGGUUGAGGCGAUUGUUUAAUAUAAAGGAGCAAUGGGCAUUAGUUUAUGGGCGACAAACUUUUUGUGCUAAUAUUACUACUACCCAACACAGUGAAAGCAUGAAUAGUGCUUUAAAGAAGUAUAGGUUAGUUGAAGAUCUUCGUUAUCAAGAGUUGAAAGCUGAAUUUAGAGCAAGUCAAAGUUCACCUGCAUUGUCAUUUCCAGUGGAAAUAUUAAAGCAUGCAUCAAAUAUACAUACACCAGAAAGGUUAGUUGAAGAUCUUCGUUAUCAAGAGUUGAAAGCUGAAUUUAGAGCAAGUCAAAGUUCACCUGCAUUGUCAUUUCCAGUGGAAAUAUUAAAGCAUGCAUCAAAUAUACAUACACCAGAAGUGUUUAAGUUGUUUCAAGAUGAGUUGUGUAAAGCUCAUGAUUGUGUCUUGAAAUUCAAUGGUGAGAUUGGAAGCAUCAGCAAAAAUGAAGUUAUCCCUCAUAAGAAGUAUUGGCACCACACAGUCACAUUUGACUCAAUAGAUAAUACGGUUUUAUGUAGUUGUAAGAAGUAUGAGUUUGUAGGAAUCUUGUGUGCGCUUGCCUUAAAAGUCCUCUCUACAAGAAAUAUUAAAAGUAUUCCAGCUCAAUAUAUCUUGAAGAGAUGGACCAAAAAUAUUAAGGCUAAGAGUGCAAAAUCUACUUGCAAUGUCUCUAGUGAAAAUGACUCAAAAGUAGAAAUUGUCAGGCGUUACAGAGAAUUAUGUCGGUUGCAUACUCAGUUAGCAAAACGAGCAUCAGAGUCGAAAGAUGCAUAUGAAACUGCUAUAUUAGGACUUAACAAUACGUUGAGAGAUGUGGAUGCGUGUUUGAAGAAGAAAGCAAGUCAAGAACCAACUCAGGUGAUCUCAACAGCUACCAGUGCCUCUAAGCUUAAUGAGUAUAUUUAUAUUGACGAUGAUAUCAUUAAAGUUAGAGGAAUCAAAACUAAGACCAAAGUUGUUGGCAAUUCUAAAAGGCCAAAGAAUGCUUUGGAAAAGCUCACAAAGAAGAAAAAGCCUCGAAAUAAAGAAGAAUGUGCUCUAUUAGAACAGGAGCCUGAUUCUCACAAUGAGACUAUUCACAUGCCAACCCAAUCUCAAGCAACAAUGGAUAUUUCACAGCAAUACUACAUAAGAACCCACAAUACUUUGAGCAACUAUCAACAAGGUCCAACUAGCAUGAUGAAUUUAUUGCAGGCAGAAUUACCACAAGAAGAAGAAUUAAGCUUACUGAGCUCUGAAGGACUAGACUUGCUGAGCUCUGAAUUGACAUGCAGUGCCAAGACACAUGAUGUUGAAUGA